CUUCCGCUAGGCCAUCAUGCCCUCCGGAAGUGAGUUUGUUUUAUUCGGACACAGGCGAAAUCACUGGAGUGAGAGUGAAAGGUGGCCAAAUCAAGUUUAAAAAAACACACGGUGCCCAACGAGGAGCGUGUUAAGAGAGUCUAAACAACGGUCUAGGGUUAGGUGUGCUCCACUGAUAAGAACAGAACGUUUAGAAUUUCCCCCGAACCUCAGUGUCUAACCCCUCAAGUCCUCUGGGGCCAGACGAAGCGAGGCGGGAGGUGAUGGAGCCUUCACCGGCAAAGGGGAAACCGCUGGGUCGCCUAUUGGUGUCUUCGACCCUGGACGCAAAAGAUGAGCUGGAAGAGCGGUUGGAGAGGUGUAUGGGGAUCGUCACUACUUUGACCAAUGGCAUGUCGGAGCGGGAAGCCAAUGAUGCCCUUACAGCCAGUGUGUGUAAGGGUCCCCAGCAACAUGAGGAGGUGUGUCUGGGACUCUUUGCUCUGCUGCUCACAGAGCCCGCGCAGGCACAAAGGUGCUACAGAGACCUGACCCUGGUAAAUAGGGAUGGUAUGAAUGUGAUCCUGAUAAAGAUCAACCAGAUCCUAAUGGAGAAGUUCCUUAAGCUGCAGGAUGUUUGUCGGACACAGUUGGUGUGGUUGGUGAGGGAGCUGGUGAAGAGUGGUGUGAUUGGAGCUGACGGAGUCCUCAUGACCCUCAUGAAGCAGAUCGCAGGUGGAGACAUCUCCAAUAAGAACCUGUGGCUGGCGGAGAAUGUGCUGGACAUAUUGGUGGAGCAAAGGGAGUGGGUGCUAAAGAGUGGCAUGUUGAUAGCCAUGUCUGUAUACACCUACCUCCGCCUCAUCGUGGACCACGGCACACCGGCCCUGCUUGUGCUCAGACAGAAGGAGGUGGACUUCUGCAUCGGCAUGCUCCGGGAGAAGUUCAUGGAGUGUUUCAUCAUCGGGAGAGACCUGGUGCGCCUGCUGCAGAUUGUGGCCCGUAUCCCAGAGAUGGAGUUGCUGUGGAAAGAUCUGCUCCACAACCCGCAGGCCCUCAGCCCCCAGUUCACUGGUAAGGGUUUGCUGCAGCUCCUGACGGCUCGCACGUCACGCAAGUUCCUAGCCUGUCGCCUCACGCCAGAUAUGGAGACCAAACUGCUCUUCAUGACCUCCAGGGUGCGUUUUGGCCAGCAGAAGCGCUACCAGGACUGGUUCCAGAGACAGUACCUGUCGACGGCAGAGAGCCAGUCGUUGCGCUGCGACCUGAUCCGCUACAUCUGCGGCGUGGUGCACCCAUCCAAUGAGGUGCUGAGCUCCGACAUCCUGCCCCGCUGGGCUAUCAUUGGCUGGCUGCUCACAACCUGCACGUCUAACGUGGCUGCCUCCAACGCCAAGCUGGCCCUGUUUUAUGACUGGCUGUUCUUCAGUCCAGAGAAGGACAGCAUCAUGAACAUAGAGCCUGCCAUACUGGUGAUGCAUCACUCCAUGAAGCCCCACCCAGCCAUCACUGCCACUCUGCUGGACUUCAUGUGUCGGAUCAUCCCUCACUUCUUCCCACCUCUUGAGGGGCAGGUCCGACAAGGUGUCUUCAACUCUCUCACCUUCAUCAUGGAGAAGAGAGUGCUGGCUCAUUUAGCACCUCUGUUUGACAACCCUAAACUGGACCGGGAGCUGCGCUCCAUGUUGAGGGAACGCUUCCCGGAAUUCUGCAGUUCCCCAUCCCCCCCCACCGAGGGACGGGAUGAAAGUACAAAUGAAAUGAAAAUGGAGGAGUCUGUUUCCUUGGAGAUGGACAACCACGUGCUGCUGGAUAAGGAGGACGGUUGCUAUGACAACACAGAGGCUGCUUUCAGCGACGAUGAGGAGGAGAUUAACAACAAGGGAAAUAAGAAGCGGGAGUUCAGGUUCCACCCAAUCAAAGAGGCCGUUAUUGAGGAGCCGGCUGACAUCACUCCCUACGUGGACCAAUUGGACGACACGAUGAAGGAGAAGGUGUUGCAGUUACAGAAAGGAAGUGACACGGAAACACAAUGUGAAGUCAUGCAGGAAAUAGUGGACCUGAUCUUGGAGGAGGACUUUGACUCGGAACAGAUGUCUACUCUGGCCUCCUGUUUGGCAGAGCUCUUUAAGGGCCACUUCAGAGGAGACGUACUGCCUGAUGAGAUCACAGAAGAGUCCCUGGAGGAGUCUGUGUGUAAACCAGUGUGCCUGGUGUUUAGGAACCUGUGUCAGAUGCAGGAGGACAACAGUGGCUUCUCAGUGCUGCUGGAGAUGCUGGCUGAGCUCUACCAGAAACAGCCCAAGAUCGGCUAUCAUCUGUUAUACUACCUCAAGGCCAGUAAAGCGGCGAUGGGGAAGAUGAGUCUGUAUGAGUCGUUUGCCCAGGCCACGGCGCUGGGAGACCUGCACACCUGUCUGAUGAUGGACAUGAAGGCCUGCCAGGAGGAUGACGUCCGGCUCCUCUGUUACCUCACACCAUCCAUCUACACAGAGUUUCCAGAUGAGACAUUGCGGAGCGGGGAGCUGCUCAACAUGAUAGUAGCGGUUAUCGAUUCAACACAGCUGCAGGAGCUGAUGUGUCACGUCAUGAUGGGCGAUCUGGUGAUGUUCCGCAAGGACUCGGUCCUCAAUAUCCUCAUCCAGUCUCUGGAUUGGGAGACAUUUGAGCAGUACAGCACCUGGCAGCUCUUCCUGGCCCACAACAUCCCUCUGGAGACCAUCAUCCCUAUCCUGCAACACCUCAAGUACAAAGAACACCCAGAAGCACUUUCCUGUUUGCUUUUGCAACUUCGCAGGGAAAAGCCCAGCGAGGAGAUGGUGAAGAUGGUGUUGAGUCGGCCCUGCCACCCAGAGGACCAGUUCACCACCAGUAUUCUGCGCCACUGGGCAGCCAAGCACGAUGAUGUUCUCGGGGAACACAUCAAAGCCCUGCUCAUCAAGAACAACAACCUGCCACGCAAACGCCAGAGUCUGCGCAGCUCCAGCAGUAAACUGGCCCAGCUGACCCUGGAACAGAUCCUGGAGCACAUGGACAACCUGAGGUUGAACCUCAGCAACACCAAGAACAGCUGUGAGUCUCUGACACACAUACACACAAACCCACGUCUUCUAGAACACACGCACCUGUCUGUCAAUGGUACCAGACCAACAAUACACUUACUGAACUCUAAAACUGCUGUCUGUGUCUCAGUCUUCACACAGACACCCAUCCUUCAGGCACUGCAACACGUCCAGGCCAGCUGUGACGAAGCCCACAAGAUGAGAUUCAGUGAUCUCUUUUCAUUGGCCGAGGAGUACGAAGAGGCGUCAUCCAAGCUUCCCAAGUCCCGGCGCAAGGCGCCUGCCUCCUCCCCGCGGUCGCGUAAAGGCGCAGCAACCCCAGUUAGUAACGAGGAAGAGAGUGCGUCCAGCAGUGCCUCGGAGGAAGAGGACUCCAAGCCCAAAGCUCCCAAGAGGAAGAGGAAAGGCUCAUCAGCCGUGGGCUCAGACAGCGACUGACCGCCACACAAUCAACCCUCUCCCACCUGCCAUAGUGACAUACCUGGAGACCGGACCAUCUGCCAACCAGCUUCUCUCAACCAUUGAGGAAACCCCGCCCCCAGAGGCAUGACCUCAACGGGGGGAGGGGGCAGGGCGAGGCUCCUUCAAAUGGACUCUAAUGCUACUGGCUGGAGCCAUGGAGAACGCUCCUCCUCUCACUGGACAUAGGCCGCUUUGCGUCAGUUGGUCUGGCUGGAUUGGUCAAGGGAAGAUUCCAGGGGGCUUGAAAAGCGAGCAGAAAUGCCAGUCACUGUGGCACAGAGACUGACAGACAUACUGUUACGAGACUGCUAUCUAUAUCCUUGAGGAAAGGAUUACAUGAGUAGACUUAGGAUGUUUGGGGGUGGGGGGGUUAAAUGUGUUGCUCUAGUGUCACUUUGUGGUCCGCCUACAGUAUCACACUGCACUUAGAGACAUCAGAACGACAGCAUUUUAUUAGCCAUGGCAAUGAUGACCAACCAACCAGCAAGACCAGCCAUGCCAGUACAUUUUAACAGAGUGGUCAACAUGGAAGUUCAGGUUCUGGUGAUGUUGCCUGUUCAAGGUCUAAGACUUGUUAAAGGGUUGAGAUGGUUGCUUUUGUCCCAACACUUCCACCUCAAAAAUAUAAUUCACCCCACAUCUGGAAAAACCUUCAACUAGUGGUUGAUUAAUAUGGGUCACUUUUUCCUGUCCACCCUACGUUUUUGAUUGGCCCGAAUUAAGACCACAGAAACACACUCUCAUUGGAUAAUUUUAACCACAGAUGGUUGGACUGAUUGCGAGUGCAGAAAUAAAGACUGUAUGAAUGGAGGACCCAGAAGUAGUUGCUGAACUUUUUAAUGGACGUUUCUUUGUACUGACCUAUUUUCAUAAAAAAGAUCAUAACUAUGUUAAAUGAUUAUGAUAUUAAUAAAAAAAAGGGCACAAAAACUCUGGUGUGGAGAUGUAG
Molecule: messenger RNA, 4452 nt
Organism: Esox lucius (northern pike)
Lineage: Eukaryota; Metazoa; Chordata; Actinopteri; Esociformes; Esocidae
Gene: ints3
Product: integrator complex subunit 3
Exons: 28
Coding region: 264-3479 (1071 amino acids)
Cellular component (GO): cytoplasm
Source: RefSeq, a predicted model, not a curated record